UUUUGUUCACACUAUCUUUUGCUACCAUUUCCCAUAACAAAACUUUGAUCUUUUUAGUAUCUUCUCUCUCUCUCUCUCUCUCUCUCUCUCUCUCUCUCAUUUUCUUCUGCUGAAAUUAGGGUUUUGGAAUGUGGAUUUACAAUGUCACAAACUAAAGAAGAAGCUUCUAUCUCCGACACGACUGCUCCGGCCGAUUCCCCCCUUAACGUUUUAGGGCAUAAUUCCCCUGAUCCCGAUCCGACUCCAAAUCCUGACGAGUCGCCGACAUCGUCAAAUCUUAAUCACGUGGCUGAGGAAACCGGGCAUGAAGAAAACAAUCUAGAAGAGCAGUUGCGGGAACUCGAUUUGAAGAAGGAAGAGGAAGAGGAGAAGGAGGAGGCUGCUGAGACAAAAAGCUAUGGGGAGAGAAAAAGCGAAAAUGGUUACGACGAUGCUGAUGCCGGCGCUGACGGAGACGAAGAAGACGAGGAGGAUAAAAACGAGAAUGAGAAUGAUGGUGAAAACAUGAAGAGUUAUGAGAGAGUGAUGUCGCAUUAUCCGGUGAGACCGGACGCAGAUGAUUGCGCUUAUUAUAUGAAAACUGGACUUUGCAAAUUUGGAUCUAAUUGCAAGUUUAAUCAUCCUGUUCGAAGGAAGAACCAGGCUGUUCAGGAAAAAUUCAAGGAAAAUGAUGAAUCAAGUCAAUCAACAGAGAAACCAAGCCAGACGGAAUGCAAGUACUACCUAAGAAUUGGUGGAUGUAAGUUUGGUAAGGCGUGCAGAUACAACCACUCAAGGGCAAAAUCUUCAGCUGCUCCGGUUUUAGAACUUAACUUUCUGGGACUCCCCAUCCGACAGGGAGAGAGAGAGUGCCCCUAUUACAUGCGUAAUGGGUUGUGCAAGUAUGGAGCCAACUGCAGGUUUAAUCAUCCUGAUCCUACCACUGCUGGAGGUUGUGACCCACCUGCAGCAUAUGGUAAUGGUGGAUCUGUUUCAUCACAAGCUGGUUCACAAGUGAAUAUGGCAUCCUGGUCCUCACCGAGGGCAUUGAAUGAGACUCCUGCUCCCUAUAUGCCAGUUAUGUUUUCACCAACUCCAGCUAUUCCACCCCUAAAUCCAGAAUGGAAUGGUUAUCAGGCCCCUGUUUAUCCCCCACCAGAAAGGAGUUUGCAUCUAACCCCAGCAUAUGUCAUGAAUAACCCCUCAGCUGAAACCGCCGUCUAUAAUCAACAUCAGCCACAGAUGGUGGUUGAUGAAUUCCCAAUACGGCCUGGCCAACCUGAGUGCAGUUACUUCCUGAAAACUGGGGACUGUAAGUUUAAAUCUAAUUGCAAAUAUCAUCAUCCAAAAAGUCGAUCUACAAAGCAGGCCCCGUGUACUCUCAGCGACAAGGGCUUGCCACUGAGACCUGAUCAAAGCAUCUGCUCAAACUACAGUCGGUACGGCAUUUGCAAGUUCGGACCAGCCUGUAAAUUUGACCAUUCAAUGCAGGCAGCUCCUUCAACAACAGAAUCUGAACUAGAUAAGGCUCCACCGUUUGGCCAUUCUGCACCAUUAGAGCAAACCUCAAUUGCGGAAAGUAAUGGUACCCAAAAUUAAUUUUUCAGGAAAACGGCUUCCUAGCUCUUAGAUCUCACAUCAGAAGGAUUCUAAAUUUUCCGUUCAUUUUUUUUUUAACUCGGAAGACUGCUUAACUUUUCUUCACUUAUUCCAUCGCCACAAGCCUUUUUAGGGGAUGGCAUUAUAUAUGAUGGUUUGUGUUGGUAGUGCUACAAAGCUCAAAUUAAACCAGGAUAUGUAAAAUGUCUCAGUUUCAAGUCAUUUUAGGAACUAAUACAAGUAAGAUUUGGGAUGUGUUGUACUUCCCUUGAA
Hibiscus syriacus is the source of this 1851-nucleotide messenger RNA. RefSeq names its product zinc finger CCCH domain-containing protein 67-like. Gene Ontology annotation, molecular function: metal ion binding; mRNA binding. Lineage: Eukaryota; Viridiplantae; Streptophyta; Magnoliopsida; Malvales; Malvaceae. The coding region runs from base 142 to 1578 and encodes 478 amino acids. The transcript is spliced from 6 exons. The record is from RefSeq and is a predicted model, not a curated record.